Molecule: messenger RNA, 4093 nt
Organism: Nomia melanderi (Alkali bee)
Lineage: Eukaryota; Metazoa; Arthropoda; Insecta; Hymenoptera; Halictidae
Gene: Gabat
Product: 4-aminobutyrate aminotransferase
Biological process (GO): GABA catabolic process
Cellular component (GO): mitochondrion
Molecular function (GO): pyridoxal phosphate binding; 4-aminobutyrate:2-oxoglutarate transaminase activity
Source: RefSeq, a predicted model, not a curated record
CGGUCUAUUAAACCUCGAGGGUUUAACGUGAUUUAAGUAGACGAUAGUACCAGCGAUAUGUUAUUCAGAGGCAAAUGUUAUCGUGGCCGAAGCGUAUCUACUAUCUUACAUUUGAAUUUCUGACAAACAUUUUCACUCUAGUUGUAUAGUCGAUAAUUAUUCGUAGAUUUUCGUGUUGAAGUUCUUGGUGCUAAUGAAUAUUUAAUUAUUCAAUCGAUCACAUGUUACCGAAUGAACAUAUAAAUCAGUAAUUCGUUUCGUUCUUUUUUCUGUUCUAUCCGAAUAUUUCUAUUAAAGAUAUAUAUGGCAUACGAUACCAUGGAAAAGGUGCCUAACUGGAGCUUUGUCCGGAGAACCAAAAAAGCCGAUAGUCGCAACGGAAAUACCGGGACCUCAAUCACGUAAUUUGUUACGGGACCUCAAUAUGAUACAACAAGCAUCUUCCGUACAAUUCUUUGCGGAUUACGAAAAAUCAACGGGUAACUACAUAAUGGAUGUAGAUGGAAACGCUCUGCUCGAUGUGUAUAUGCAAAUUUCAUCGAUGCCUUUAGGCUACAACCAUCCGGCUAUGUUAAGAGCCCUUGCUGAUCCUCUUAAUCAGAAAAUAAUAGCCAACCGACCAGCAUUGGGUGUCUUCCCCGGAAAAGAGUGGCCUAGUAGAUUAAAAAGAAUUAUGCUUCAGAAAGGGGUUGCUCCUCCAGGAAUGUCUCAUAUCACAACUAUGAUGUGUGGCUCCUGUUCGAACGAAAAUGCUUUUAAAAACAUUUUUAUUUGGUACGCCGAAAAACAAAGAGAAGGUGUUCCGUUCACGAAAGAAGAAAUCGAAAGUUGCAUGAUGAAUCAGGUUCCUGGUGCACCACGAUAUUCGAUACUUUCGUUCAAAGGUGCUUUUCACGGAAGAACAUUGGGAACCCUUUCAACGACGCAUAGUAAAUAUAUUCAUAAAAUAGAUAUUCCGGCGUUUGAUUGGCCUAUUGCCACGUUCCCCGUAUACAAGUAUCCGUUGGAUGAACAUCUUAAAGAAAAUCAACAAGAAGAUCAACGUUGCUUAGCCGAAGUUGAAGAAUUAUUCGAGAAGUAUAAAAAUGAAAAGAAAAUUCCUGUCGCUGGUGUAAUAGUGGAGCCAAUUCAAUCGGAAGGAGGUGAUAAUCAUGCCUCCCCAGAAUUUUUCCAACAAUUACAACGUAUAACAAAAAAAUAUGGAGCAGCGUUACUAAUCGACGAAGUUCAAACAGGAGGUGGUCCAACAGGAAAAAUGUGGUGCCACGAGCAUUUCAAUUUAGAAUCUCCGCCAGACGUAGUAACUUUCAGUAAAAAAAUGCAGCUGGGUGGUUACUACCAUGUCGAAGCUUUAAAGCCCAAACAACCUUUCCGGGUAUUUAAUACCUGGAUGGGAGAUCCUAGUAAAGUAAUACUACUGGAAGCAGUUAUGGAAACGAUAAAGAAUGAAAAUCUUUUGGACAGAGUCGUACGAGUUGGCGAUUACACGUUGAAGCAACUCUUAAGUUUACAAAAAGAAUUUUCUACUAUAAUCAAUUCGACUCGUGGUCGAGGUACAUUUAUCGCAUUUAAUUGCGCUACGCCCGAAAUACGAGACAGAGUAAUUAAGGAUCUGUUAGCCAAAGGUAUUCAAACCGGUGGUUGUGGCUCUACAGCGAUAAGAUUAAGGCCUGCCUUAACAUUUACAGAAAAUCACGCGGAUGUAUUUUUAGACAAUCUUCGAUCAGUCUUAAAGAAGUAAUUAUAUAUCCAUAUAUAUAACUUCUAAAUUACAUGGCCAGUGAUAUUAAAAAUCGAAGUCUUCCAUUAAAAUAAUGAAUAUGGUGAGGUAUAUUAAAAUAAUCGUUAAAAUAGUUGGUGCAUUAUUUUUGUAUAUCAAUCUUAUCGUCUUAUAAAAUACGUCUAUGUACGUAACAGUUAAAGUAUAAAUGCUAUUUUUAUUUCACUAAGAUAUUCAUCAUUUUUUGUAUAGAAUUCAAUUUAAAGAUCAUAGGAAACUAAUAAUUUGACGUAAUAAUUUACAAGAUAUACACAAAAAUUAUAUAUAGUUUGUAUUUUUUUAUGUAUAUAAAAUAUUUGUUGAAAAUUAAGAAACACUGACUGUAUUUACAAUCCAUUUGUCUGUAAAGAGAGCAGUUACUAAAUGCCCCCUACACCAUGUGUUGAAGUUUUAUAUUUACUUCCUUUGCAUUAGUAUAUAUGAAAUUGUAAUCUUAAUUCAUUUGACGCUGUAUUCUGAUCAAAUGUUUAUUUCAUCAUUUUCUUUAAAAUAUCCGCGAAAUGUUCAUAUUCCUUAUGAUGACUCUUUUGUACCAUAUAGGCAAUUGUUUUCAUCUAUAAAGAAAAACAAAUUUUAUUGUACGGAUAAACUGUUUUUCUAAUAAAAAUUCUGUUACUUUUUUACCUUAACUUUUGAAUCAAUGAAAUUAUAACGUUGAGACAAAUUCCACAAAUUCACAGCCAUGUGUGCUAAUGAUGGAUCACGUAAAUCAGCUCUAAUAACAAAACAAUUAAAAAGCUCAAGUGCAAGGUUUGCUUGUUUCUCAAGCUGAUCAGUAGUCCCAAGAUACUUUAAAUGAGACAAAAUCUCUUCUACGAGUUUUGAACAUAUUUUGUUGACUUCACUUAUAAAUUUUUUGUCAGAUCCAUACAAUUUAUCAUUAGAAUCAACCUAUAUGCGGAAAGAACAUUAUAAAAUGUGAAUGCCUUAUGUUUUACUUCAUAUUUUAAAUACCUUAUCAACGUGGUAUGGAUAAUUCUCCUGAGUUACUGCUGACAAUAAAUCAAGCACGCGUAAAUACAAAUAUGACUUUGUCGAUACAUUUUCCUCGAAACAACGUUGAACAGCAUUCAGCAAACCGCGCAUCAAAUAUAAAACACCAUAUUCUGGACUAUCCUAAUGAAAUUGUCAUAAUUUUUAUUCUGUUUUCUUUUUCAAUUACAUAUUUGUUCAAAGUUCUUUGUAAAAAUUUAAUGGAAGUACAUACCGGAACUACUAACAACGUUGAUAAAAAAUUGGAUAAAUAUGAUAGUAAAUAUGGUUGUGAGUUUUUCUGUCUUCCAUCUAUAUCUAUUGUUUUUGGCAUGUCAGGAACCAGGCUUAAAGCAGCUUUAAAACAUGCAUCGGCUAAGAAAAUAUUAUUUCUUUAAUAAUACUUAUAAAUCAAAUGAUUUGUAUAGGCAAAUUAAAAUGUUUACCUUGACCUAAGCAUUGAUUUAAAAGUGCCACUUGACCCGACAAUAGAUAUAACUGUAGGCGUGUACGAACUAAUGUCAACGACGGAAUAGUAAUAAAACAAAAUGCAGCACAGGCACGUACAAAUGCUGAUGUUCUUCUUGUAUGAUGUCCCCGAACAAUUUUUCGAGUGUCAACCGAUAAUCUAUUUACACACUACACGCAAAAAGAUUAAGAUUCCUUGAUAAAAUAUUUCGUAUUAUAAUUAAAUUAUUAUGUAAUAAUGACUAACCUGUACAAGUUGUACAUGUACACUAUCGAGAUUGGGAAAAGCAGCUCUAGCUUCUGCGUAAAAAUUAAGCUGUUUCUCAAAAUCACGAUCAUAAUCGACACGUUGCACUAAGCUACAAAUAAGUUGACCAAUUUGUCGUUUCUCAUCUUCAACGGUUAAAGCACUGAAAUUAUUAAAUAAUUAUUAAAUAAUAGAUACAUAUUCAUUAAAUAAAAAAAUUGUAUAUACCUCACAGAGUCGUGCAUUAUUCUAGCGACAAACAUGAGAGCAUUUAUAACAAUGGGAUCGGUAAUAGAACUACUUUGAGCACUUAAACCUUCUAUAAUUGUUUUACAAACUUCAACCUUAAUAGCUUCCUUGUGGAACAAAUCGAUGAAGGGUAAGAAAUUAUCCUGAAAAAUUGAACCCAGAAUAUUGUGUAUACAUAUUUUAUAUAUAUUAAAGUAGUAAAUAAUAAAUAGAUAAUAAUUACUAUAGCAAAUAGAGACUCAAAAUCUUGUGUAUGUGCAAUCACUUUUUCAAUAAUGUUUUGCAACUGUGGAUAAUGAUGCUCAAAGUUUUUGUUUGGAUUAAGUCGAUCAAUUAUUUUUCCAAAAAACAAAUUCAACUCAUUUACCUGUAACGAA